UAAGUAGUGUACAAAAUUACAGAACGCCAAAAACUUGACAGUUUUCUAAAUUACUUAGUGUUCUUUUUAAAUGGGCAAAAUGGGUGACCUAGCGAUUGGAAUUGAUCUGGGUACCACAAACUGCUGCGUUUCUAUCUACAUGAACAAUAAGAUUUUUAGUGUAAGAACAGUCUGAAGUGAUUCAUUAUCAUUACUAGAGAGAUGCAAAAAUAGUUCAAGGACGCGGUUAUAACUCCCACUCCUCAUUAUCAUUGCCACUCCAGUGUCGCGCGGCGAAAUGCAAGAUUUAACAUACAUAUCAGUGCACCGACGGGCGAAGCGAAGCAAUAACAGCGGACGCUGCUGACGGAAAGUGGUGGGAGGCGCCUGUCCUAAAACUGCAUCUCCUUAAUCAUUACACAUAAAACCAACUAAACAAAGCCCUCAAGAAAUUUAAAUAAAUAACCUUUUGACAAACACGUGCCUUUAUUUUUGUAACAUAUGUAUUUAGAUUAGCGUUGAAUCCAAUACCUACCACUUUAUAAUGACUAGAUUUGUGUACAUAGUUAGUACGAACUGUGUCAGGUAGGCUUUUUGAGAUGAUGUUGUGAAUUCCACUGACUGUGGGAUACCUCCAGCUGUUAAUUCCUCUUUUCAUGCGUUUUCGAUGUUAAUAUGUAUGUUUGAGCCUCCAGCGAGCAAGUAAACAAUAGCAACAGGAAAACAUUACUAUAUUCGAAAUUUACCGUAUCGGUAGUGUUUUCUUCGUUUUCAAACAUGGUUCUUGAAGAUCGUUGUAUACCCUAACCCACGGUUGUAGAAUAGAUAGGUUUGUACACUAAUGGCUUGGGAUGGCGACGCUUCUUUUCGAUCCCUAUAUCCAUGGAAAGGACACAUACAGCUAGCGCCUCUACCUUGUCGAGCGGAAAUCAUUCUAGUUAUUUUGGGGAUUUUCGUUUACAUUGCUUUAUGAACAAUACAAAAUUUGUAAAUGACAUUUGAUCGGAGUCGAUAAGUAGGAUUUCUUUUAUUAAUUACAUCGGUUAUAGACAGAUGCCUAUAGAGUUCUGUGUCCCUAAAACGUCAAAAACCAGGCGACGCGAUCGACAAUUGGCGUCGCUAACCAGGGAUAUGCAAAUGUAUGCUAGUGUAUCAACCUAUCUAUUCUACAACCGUGCCCUAACCUAAUACUAAUCAUUGUCAAUAGACUUUUCGUUCAAUGACAUUUUUUUUUCAUUGACCUUCAUUUAAUCUUUCAAUAUAUUCGAAAUUUUAAUAGAUAGAAGUCGAAAAUAGGUAAUAACACACGUUUAUUAUUUUAUUAUCGGUACCAAUUAUCAGUUACAAAUCAGUGAUAAGUGAAAUCUUUUAAAGCAAAUUUUGUUAUUAUUUCAUAUUUAUUUUAUAAAGUUUUUGUUAUAUAGGGAAUUUAGUUUAGAAUUGUUAAUUAUGUUUUCUUAGGUUGGUAGAUAAGUAAGGUUAAGUCGCAGAGUAACGUUCUAAAAAGCAAUUGUAAAAAUGGCGUCGAAUAUAGUUGAGUUUAGUUAAAUUGCAUUUCUACAUUCUUGACAAAACCCUUUCCCAUUUGAGGCCACGACAUCACAAAUUGGCGACGAGGAUACCAAGGAAUCGAGAUGGGUCCCAAAGCAGAUCCAGCGAGUGGCGGCAGCGGCGGCACCACAAAAGUAACAGUUAUUAAUACCGGAAAUUUGUCGCAUGUAAAACAAUUUAAUCUGGGAGACGAUUGGGAGAUUUUUUCUGAGCGACUGGAGCAGUCAUUGGUGGCAAAUAUGGUAGAAGAGGAAAGGAAAGUAGCUAUUUUAUUAACGUCCAUUGGAGAGGAAGUCUACAAGAUUUUGAGAGAUGUUUGUCAUCCAGUAAAGCCGAAGGAGAAGUCGUUUGCUGAAUUACUUCAGUUGUUGGAUGCCCAGUUUAAGGCAAAGGUGUCAGUUUAUCGUAAGCGGAUAGAAUUUGAUUUGUUGAGGCAGACAAACGAAACUAUUGCGGAAUGGUUUAUGAAGGUUAAAAACGCCGCAGCAGCAUGCUCCUUUGGUAGAAAUCUGGACGACCGGGUCAAGGACAAGUUUGUAGUUGGGUUGAAGCCAGGGUUGAUCUUAGAUAGACUGUGCGAAGAGUCUCUCGACAAGAGCUUACAGGAUCUUUACGAACUGGCAGUAACAAAAGAAGCGGCUCUACGGCAAACACGACACGAAGUCGGAAUACAUCGAGUGGUGAAGUUUCAGGAGAAGAAAGAGGGAAAAGCACGGCCUGAAGGAGAGAAGCGCUGUUAUCACUGUAAUAAGGGUAACCAUAAUUUUAAAAAUUGUAAGUUCAAAUCUUAUGUAUGCGCUAAAUGUAAAACAAGAGGGCACAUUGCGGCGGCUUGUAAAAGCAAGAUUGUUAGAAAUCAUUGUGUUAGUCAGAGUGUUGAAGAGAUAGUUAAUGAUGAAAGUUCCAAUUCUGAAAUUUUUCAAAUAACUGAGGUAUAUUCAAAUAACUAUAUAGAGCCAUAUUAUGUAUAUGCCAAAAUUAAUAAUUGUGCUGUAAAAUUUGAAGUAGAUACAGGGGCAGCACUAUCGUGUAUUCCACUCAAUAUUUAUGAACAUAAUUUUUCAAAAGUAAAAUUACAGGCAACUAGAGUUAAUCUGAGGACAUAUAAUGGGCAAAUUAUUUAUCCUGUAGGAGAAAUUGUUGUCAAAAUUAAAUAUAAGCAGGUAGAAGUAGAAGGCAAGCUAAUUGUAGUUAGAGAAGGAUGUAGAACUUUAAUGGGGCGAGAUUUGUUAACUAAAUUUAACAUAGGUAUUCAAACUAUAAGGAAUGAUGUUAAUACACUUAGUAUGGCAAGCAAUCCUCAUAUUUUGACUCCACUGCUUAAUGAAUUUAAGCAACUUUUUACUGAUGAGUUAGGGCGCUAUAAUGAGGAAAAAAUCAGGCUUGAAAUGAUCGAAAAUGCGACUCCAAUUUUUCAUAAACCAAGGCCAGAACCACUUGCGUUCAAGGGUAAAAUACAAAAAGAGCUGAAUAGGUUAGAGCGGUUAGGUGUAAUUGAAAAAGUACCAACAGCUAAAUGGGGAACUCCAUUAGUUCCUGUAAUGAAACCAAAUGGGACAGAUAUCAGACUUUGUGCUAAUUAUAAAAUCACUAUUAAUAAAUAUUUAAAAGAUGUGCAUCACCCUUUACCUCGUAUAGAUGAAAUAUUUGCAGCCUUACAAGGUGGUGACAAGUUUACUAAGUUAGAUUUUUUAAAUGCUUACAAUCAAUUAGAGGUGGAUGAUGAAACUAGUGAGUUAUUAGCUUGGAGUACUAGUCAGGGAAUUUACAAAGUCAAACGUUUACCUUAUGGAACCAAACCCGCUUGUUCUUUAUUUCAAUUAGUAGUUGAGAAAGUGUUGCUAGGGGCGCCAGGGGUAGUCAAUUUUCUUGAUGAUAUUCUGGUCACAGGUAAAAACGACCAAGAACAUUUAAACAACUUGCGAGAAGUUCUAGUUCGUUUACAAAAGGCAGGAUUUCGUUUAAACAUGAAAAAGUGUGAAUUUUUUAAGAAUAGUAUUCAUUAUUUAGGACACAUUAUUACAAAUAAAGGCUUACAAAAAGAUCGUUCUAAGGUUAAAGCUAUUUUAGAAGCACCAAUACCACGAAAUGUAACUGAGGUUAGAGCUUUCACAGGAAUGGUUAAUUAUUAUUCAAAGUUUAUAUCAAAUUUGCAGAGCAAAAUGAAACCUCUGUAUAGUUUACUGGAACAGGGUAGUGUUUUUAAGUGGACAAAAGCAUGUCAGCAAGCUUUUGAUGUAGCAAAACAAGAAAUUAGCUCUGAAUUAGUUUUAGUACAUUAUGAUAUAAAUAAACCUCUAAGAUUAGUGUGUGAUGCCAGUCAAUAUGGUAUAGGAGCCGUCCUAAAUCACGUAGAUUCAGACGGGACAGAAAGACCCAUUAGUUUUAUUUCACGGGUGUUAACAAAAUCUGAAAAAAAUUAUUCAAUGAUUCAUAAAGAAGCGUUAAGUAUUUAUUGGGCAGUACAAAAGUUUUAUCAAUUCUUAGUCGGUAGAAAAUUUGAAAUUAUGUCAGAUCACAGACCCCUCCAAGCUUUGUUUGGUGAAACACGUAGUCUACCACAAAUGGCAGCUGGAAGGUUACAACGAUGGUCUUUAUUUUUGUCUAAUUUUGACUACACUUUCAAAGUUAUUAAAGGGUCAGAGAAUGUUAAAGCAGAUGCCUUGUCCAGACUCCCGCUACCAUUUGAGGAAGGUGGUGAAGAAGAAAUCUAUGAUUAUUUACAUUUUGUUGAAAAUUGUGUGCCAAUAGAUGUUAAUAUAAUAAGAUCUGAAACAAGAAAAGAUCCUAUCUUAAGCAAAAUAUAUAAUAGUCUUAGAUACGGUUUUCCUGAAAAACCAGAUAACGAGAUACUAAAACCAUUUUUUGUCAGAAAAAAUGAAUUAUAUAUUGAUAAUGGUAUAAUAAUGUGGGGUUACAGAGUGGUAAUUCCAACAAAACUGAGACAGCAACUAUUGAAGGAAUUGCAUAACACGCAUGAGGGGAUGGUUAAGAUGAAAGCAAAUGCAAGGUCUUAUUUUUGGUGGCCUUCCUUAGAUAAUGAAAUUGAAGAUUAUGUCAGGCGUUGUAAUAUUUGUAUGUCAGAAAGACCAGAACCAUUAAAAAGUAAAGCAGCGAGUUGGCAAGACGCAAAACAUUUGUAUGAGAGAGUUCAUGCUGAUUUUUUAGGACCGAUCAGGGGGAAAAUGAUUCUCAUAAUCAUUGAUAGUUUCUCUAAAUGGCCAGAAGCCUUUGUAAUGAACAGUACAAAUGCAAUUCAUACUGUUGAAAAAUUUCGAGAAGUUUGCUCGCGUUUUGGGUUACCAAAAUUAAUCGUAACAGAUAACGGUACUCAAUUUGUUUCAGAACAAUUUUCACAAUUUUGUUUUUAUAAUGGUAUCAAACAUAUGACCUCUCCUCCGUAUCAUCCUCAAUCAAAUGGGUUUGCAGAAAAUAGUGUAAAAACGUUAAAAUCGUCAAUAAUAAAAAUGUUCAAAGCGGAAAGCAAGGCAGUACCAAUGGAAACUCUUAUAAAUAGAUUUCUGUGUCAUUAUCGUAAUUCUAUACAUCAAACAACGGGAUAUAGACCCUCCGAAUUAGUUUUUAAAAACAAAAUAAGAACUCGUUUAGAUUUAUUAACAGAUAAUAAUAAAGGUGUUAAGGCAAAUAGAGGUAGUCGGAGCGUAAGAGUAGUGGAAUUUGAUGAGGGAGAAUUAGUAUAUUGUAGGGAUUAUAGAAUGCCUAAUAAGAAGAGUUGGGUAUUGUGUAAAAUCGAUGAAAGGUUAGGUGACAAUGUUUAUAUGUGUAGGUUAUUAAAUGAAAAUGUUGUGUGGAAGAGGCACCUAGAUCAAAUUGUAAAGGCGCUUCCUCCAAAUGAUGGGAGUGUUGUUAACAGUGAAGAGAGGCGAGAUACUGUUAACCAAACUCAUCAAUCUCAUCAUCAAAACGCAGAGACACAAGAAGCUAUUGUACCUUUAACUCCUAGUGUUAGGUUAGAACAAGAAAACGUCAAUGAACCUCUGACGGAAGUAGUAGAAAAUGAUGGAGGUGAACCUGUAAUAAUUAAUACUAGACCAAAGCGUCAGUUUAAACCACUUCAGCGCUUAAACUUGUGAGAGGGAGGUAUUGUUAUAUAGGGAAUUUAGUUUAGAAUUGUUAAUUAUGUUUUCUUAGGUUGGUAGAUAAGUAAGGUUAAGUCGCAGAGUAACGUUCUAAAAAGCAAUUGUAAAAAUGGCGUCGAAUAUAGUUGAGUUUAGUUAAAUUGCAUUUCUACAUUCUUGACAAAACCCUUUCCCAUUUGAGGCCACGAC
Zophobas morio is the source of this 5819-nucleotide messenger RNA. RefSeq names its product heat shock 70 kDa protein-like. The transcript has 2 exons. Gene Ontology annotation, molecular function: ATP-dependent protein folding chaperone; nucleic acid binding; zinc ion binding. Bases 1614 to 5624 code for a protein of 1336 amino acids. NCBI's taxonomy places the organism in Eukaryota, Metazoa, Arthropoda, Insecta, Coleoptera, Tenebrionidae. Gene Ontology annotation, cellular component: nucleus; cytoplasm; plasma membrane. The record is from RefSeq and is a predicted model, not a curated record. Gene Ontology annotation, biological process: DNA integration.